GGCAGAGGAGGAGGAGGAGGAGCGGGCGCCGUGUCGCACGCAGCUCCAGGCGGGGCAGCCCGGGCGCUGAGGGACGCGGCCAGACCUCGGCGGGGCCCCGCGAGCACUACACGCCGUCGCCCGAGCGUCGGGGGGCGCCCGGAGAUGCGGGUUUGCCUGCAAUGAGAUUUUACUUUCUACACUUAAAGAACAUUCUUCCUGAGCUGCUGUGAAUAAAUUUGGAAUGAUACUGUCUAUUUUCAACUAAUGGAGAAUUAGCUGUGUCUUUACAAGGGUACUGGACAACUUCAGAACAUCCCUCAUAAUGUCAUCAAACAGGAGUCAGAAUCCCCAUGGACUAAAGCAGAUUGGUCUUGACCAGAUCUGGGAUGACCUCAGAGCAGGGAUUCAGCAGGUAUAUACCAGACAAAGCAUGGCGAAGUCCAGAUACAUGGAGCUCUACACUCAUGUUUAUAACUACUGUACUAGUGUGCAUCAGUCCAACCAAGCGCGGGGAGCUGGAGUCCCUCCUUCCAAGUCAAAAAAGGGGCAGACUCCUGGGGGAGCUCAGUUUGUUGGCUUAGAGUUAUACAAGCGACUGAAGGAGUUUUUGAAGAAUUACCUGACAAAUCUUCUCAAGGAUGGAGAAGAUUUAAUGGAUGAGAGUGUGCUGAAGUUCUACACUCAGCAGUGGGAAGAUUACCGAUUUUCCAGCAAAGUGCUGAAUGGCAUCUGUGCCUACCUCAAUAGACAUUGGGUUCGCCGAGAAUGUGAUGAAGGCCGAAAAGGAAUAUAUGAAAUCUAUUCACUUGCAUUGGUGACGUGGAGAGAUUGUUUGUUCAGGCCAUUGAAUAAACAGGUAACAAAUGCUGUUUUAAAACUGAUUGAAAAGGAAAGAAAUGGCGAAACCAUAAACACAAGACUGAUUAGUGGAGUUGUACAGUCUUAUGUGGAAUUGGGGCUGAAUGAAGAUGACGCUUUUGCAAAGGGCCCUACGUUAACAGUGUAUAAAGAAUCCUUUGAGUCUCAAUUUUUGGCUGACACAGAGAGAUUUUAUACCAGAGAAAGUACUGAAUUCUUGCAGCAGAACCCAGUUACUGAAUAUAUGAAGAAGGCUGAGGCGCGUUUGCUUGAAGAGCAGCGGAGAGUGCAGGUUUACCUCCAUGAGAGCACACAAGAUGAACUAGCCCGGAAAUGUGAGCAGGUCCUCAUCGAAAAACACUUGGAAAUUUUCCACACAGAGUUUCAGAAUUUGUUGGAUGCUGACAAGAAUGAAGAUUUGGGCCGCAUGUAUAAUCUUGUAUCUAGAAUUCAGGAUGGCCUAGGAGAAUUGAAAAAACUACUAGAGACACAUAUUCAUAAUCAGGGUCUUGCGGCAAUUGAGAAGUGUGGAGAAGCUGCUUUAAAUGACCCAAAGAUGUAUGUGCAGACGGUUCUGGAUGUCCAUAAGAAGUACAAUGCCCUGGUGAUGUCAGCGUUCAACAAUGAUGCUGGCUUCGUGGCUGCACUUGAUAAGGCUUGUGGUCGCUUCAUAAACAACAAUGCAGUUACCAAAAUGGCCCAGUCAUCCAGUAAAUCCCCUGAGCUGCUUGCUCGGUACUGUGACUCCUUGCUGAAGAAAAGUUCCAAGAACCCAGAAGAGGCAGAGCUAGAGGACACCCUCAAUCAAGUGAUGGUGGUCUUCAAGUACAUCGAGGACAAAGAUGUAUUUCAGAAGUUCUAUGCAAAGAUGCUCGCUAAGAGACUGGUGCAUCAGAACAGCGCGAGCGACGAUGCUGAAGCAAGCAUGAUCUCCAAGUUAAAGCAAGCUUGUGGUUUUGAGUACACCUCCAAACUUCAGCGAAUGUUUCAAGACAUUGGUGUAAGCAAAGAUCUGAAUGAACAGUUCAAAAAGCACCUAACAAAUUCAGAACCACUGGACUUGGACUUCAGUAUCCAGGUCCUCAGUUCCGGAUCGUGGCCCUUCCAGCAGUCUUGCACGUUUGCCUUGCCGUCUGAGCUGGAGCGCAGCUAUCAACGGUUUACAGCCUUCUAUGCCAGCCGCCACAGCGGCAGAAAACUGACAUGGUUGUACCAGCUGUCCAAAGGGGAACUAGUCACUAAUUGCUUCAAAAACAGAUACACUCUUCAGGCAUCCACAUUCCAGAUGGCAAUCCUGCUUCAGUACAACACGGAAGACGCCUACACUGUGCAGCAGCUGACUGACAGCACUCAAAUUAAAAUGGACAUUUUGGCACAAGUCCUACAGAUUUUACUGAAGUCAAAGUUGCUGGUCUUGGAAGAUGAAAAUGCAAAUGUUGAUGAGGUGGAAUUGAAGCCAGACACCUUAAUAAAGUUAUAUCUUGGUUAUAAAAACAAGAAAUUAAGGGUUAAUAUCAAUGUACCAAUGAAAACCGAACAGAAGCAGGAACAAGAAACCACACACAAAAAUAUAGAGGAAGACCGCAAACUACUGAUUCAGGCGGCCAUCGUGAGGAUCAUGAAAAUGAGGAAGGUCCUGAAACACCAGCAGUUACUUGGUGAAGUCCUCACUCAGCUGUCCUCCAGGUUCAAACCUCGGGUCCCAGUUAUCAAGAAAUGCAUUGAUAUUCUCAUCGAAAAAGAAUAUUUGGAACGAGUCGAUGGUGAAAAGGACACCUACAGUUACUUGGCCUAACCCUUCUAAAAGGGUCUGUGACCCACAGCAAAAUAGUUCUGGCGAAUAGAAUGGACACGACUCAAGUUCAUAGCAGCCAGCCUGCCACCAUUUGGAUCUCCCUUUUUAAAGCUGAGACCACAGUUCUUGCCACCUGGUCUCA
Molecule: messenger RNA, 2777 nt
Organism: Mesocricetus auratus (golden hamster)
Lineage: Eukaryota; Metazoa; Chordata; Mammalia; Rodentia; Cricetidae
Gene: Cul1
Product: cullin 1
Exons: 22
Coding region: 305-2635 (776 amino acids)
Biological process (GO): protein ubiquitination; SCF-dependent proteasomal ubiquitin-dependent protein catabolic process
Cellular component (GO): SCF ubiquitin ligase complex
Molecular function (GO): ubiquitin protein ligase binding
Source: RefSeq, a predicted model, not a curated record